AUGUCUGAAGAGAAGAAGGACGCCUUGAAGCCCGUAGUGGUUUGUGGGCCAUCUGGAGUUGGCAAGGGUACUCUUAUUGAUAUGCUCAUGAAGAGGUUUCCCAAUGAGCAGCUUGGAUUUUCGGUUUCGCAUACCACACGUCCUCCCCGUGAAGGGGAAGUCGACGGGAAGCAUUACAACUUUACCACGGUGGAACAGAUCAAGAAGGAUAUUGAUGCUGGGAAAUUCAUCGAAUAUGCGGAGGUCCACGGCAAAUACUACGGCACUAGUAUCGAGGCUGUGGAAUCUGUCCAGAAGGAUGGCAAAAUCUGCAUCUUAGAUAUUGAUGUACAGGGAGCUGAAAAGGUUAAAAAGAGCAGUCUCGAGCCCAUUUACAUUUUCAUUGCCCCUCCUUCUCAAGAAGAACUCGAAAAGAGAUUGCGAGGACGUGGUACUGAAACGGAAGAAGCCAUCAAGACUCGUCUGGGAAAUGCUGCCAAAGAACUGGAAUACGGACGAAAUGCGGGCAAUUUUGAUCGCAUCUUUGUCAAUGCCGAUUUGAAAGCUACCUUUGAAGACAUUGCAUCGGCCUUUAAGGAAUGGUACCCCCAUUUGAACGAAGUGGCUCCCGAUGACGAGGAGAAAAAUUGUGCGUGUGUCAUUUCCUAG
Seminavis robusta is the source of this 648-nucleotide messenger RNA. The record is from the annotation of a GenBank genome assembly. Lineage: Eukaryota; Bacillariophyta; Bacillariophyceae; Naviculales; Naviculaceae.